AUGGCACAUUUUCCUUUUCAGGACAGAAACAAGGAAGGAGAGAAGAGAAAGAAGGAGAGUAUCUUCGACCUGUCCAAGUACAUCGAUAAACAGAUCCGUGUCAAGUUCCAGGGAGGACGAGAGGGUGAAUCACUUUUAACCUUUUCGUCUAGCUAUUGAAAAGAAAGUGAAGAUCAUACAUACUUAGUCCUUUUUCAUUACUAUGUUAAAACCUGAAGAAGGGAGGAGAGGGGGGGAGAAAAAUACUGUGGGACUUGGUGCUUCCAAAAGAGAACACUGGCAACCUUUUGCCUGUCUGGAAAUGCUGUUCCGUGACAGGUCAAAGUCCCCAUUUUCUUCCCUGCCGUUUUGCUUCCAUUCAAGAUAAUAAUCCUUAUUUAUUUGUGUCAGCCAGUGGAGUCCUGAAGGGGUUUGACCCCCUGUUGAACCUGGUAUUGGACAGCACCAUUGAGUACUUGCGAGGUAUGUAGCCGAAACUAAGUCUUGCUUGAAUGAUCUCAUAUCACUUCUACAGAAGUGAAAAUGCACUCCUGUGAUGUUGCCCUUCAGUUAAAAAAUUGACAAUGAAACAAGGUCCUAUCAUUUGCCAUUUUCUAAAGAAGGUUGUGCUGGGACAUUCAUGGUGGAGUUUCACAUACUAUCAAUGACCUCUGACCUGUUAUGCCACUUCCUUCUCCAAUAAAAUGUGGUUUGAUUUGUUAUUUCCAGACCCUGAUGACCAGUUCAAGCUGACCGAGGACACGCGACAGCUGGGCCUGGUGGUGUGUCGAGGGACCUCAGUGGUGCUCAUCUGUCCUCAGGACGGCAUGGAGGCCAUCCCCAACCCCUUCAUCCAGCAGCAGGACGGAUAGUUCGCCAGCCUUGUGCCUCUUGAUUACCUCACAGUAGCCCAAUUCCUGGGGUGAAUCUUAAUUGUAUUUCCUUGAUUCCACAAGUCCUCUCCUUGCUUCCAAUAUGCUUUGAAAAGUUGACAAGGUAGGAGGACGUGAGGAAUCAAGGAAAUAUUAUUGAGCUUCACUACUAUUCUCACCUGCCCCUUCUACCUGAGGUGUACUUCAUGUUCACUUCCAUCAGCCCCACACGUUUUUCUGAGUCCCUAUAAAUCAGGAAAAUUAUUUUGUUGUAGUUUAAUUGGUGUCACCAGCCUGAAUGUUGAUCUAGUAGGCAGUAGAAAAUGGUGUGAUAAGCGUGUGUUUUGUUUAGAAAUGAGGAAUAGUGGUUUAAAUGUUCAUUUGGGGGGUGGAGUUUGUCUGACUAGAUAAGUGAAAACAAAUUUUUGCUGUGAUGGUAAACAUAAAAAAAUAACUUUUUACUAUAGUUUUCCCUAAGUCAGGCCAGGUUUGAACGUUAUGGCAUAUUAUGUUUUUACAUUACAAAUGUAAUAAAUUUACUAUUUUCUUUAA
Molecule: messenger RNA, 1403 nt
Organism: Coregonus sp. 'balchen'
Lineage: Eukaryota; Metazoa; Chordata; Actinopteri; Salmoniformes; Salmonidae
Source: the annotation of a GenBank genome assembly